AUGAAACCCACGGACGGACAGACGCGGCGCAAAGCAACUGUGAACAUUCGUGAUUCCGGUUCGGGAUUGGAGCCCACUCGUCCUUGCUCAGUUCUCAGUUCUCAGUGCUCAGUGCUCAGUGCUCAGUGCUCAGUGUUCAGUGGCUCAGCGCCACAGGAUAUUCACAAAUCACGUAUGGAAGAAAAACGUGGCUUCUGGCAAGGGAGCAGCCUGAAGCGUGAGCGAUGGCGCGCUGUCCGCCUCGACCCGUGCAGGUGCAAGGUGAUUCAAGAUUUGGUCGGCACACGAACAGCCAUGCGCAACUAA
Molecule: messenger RNA, 306 nt
Organism: Mycosarcoma maydis (corn smut)
Lineage: Eukaryota; Fungi; Basidiomycota; Ustilaginomycetes; Ustilaginales
Exons: 1
Coding region: 1-306 (101 amino acids)
Source: RefSeq, a predicted model, not a curated record